CUUAAAACGUUAAAUCUAUUAAUUUCUUUAUUAAAUAUAUGCAUCGACAAUAGAUAGUUAAGGUAGUUAAAAUAGUUAUAUUUUUUUAUAUAUGUUUUUCAUGUAUUUAUAUUGUAUACAUAAAUACAAAAUAAUUUAAUAAAAGUAUUAUAUAUCAUUAACCGUUGACCAAUUGAUCUAUAUUUCAAAGUCAUUAUAAUAUACCUAAUUGUUGCAGAAAUAAUGUAACAUAAUAAUUGAAUUAUCUGAACCGUUGCGAUUUUAUAAAGUGUAAUUAUUUGAAUUUGUAUGUUCAAAUUGUGACAGUUUUGACUGCCUAUAUAUAAUGUUAAAAUGUGUAUACUUGACGUUUCUUGCUUUUGACAUCCUACUCCGACACGGUUCUACGGCUAAAAGUAACGGAAAUACAACUACUAUUUAGAAGUUUUUGGAUGUAGGAUAGUUUUAAAGUUUAUUAUAAAUAAUCAGAAAACAUUCAAAAGUAAACAUUAUUCACCAGUCACGAUUACAGCUAUGAACAUGGACAGAUCGUAUGGUAUUGACGAUUAUCAACCAUCCAGAGGCAAUGGUUUGGGUUUUGGCCUAGAACCGUCAACAUUUAUAUCGGUACUGGCAUUCCUGGCGUUCCUUCUACAUGCGCUAUUAAUACUGCUUAUACCGACCCUAAAGUCAUUUUUCACCGGGCCCUUUUUUGGCAACGGUAUUGGCUACAGUAAUGGAUUCGGUGGUGGAGGAUUUGGAGGCGGGCCUGGAUUUGGUGGCGUGGGUUAUGGAGGUCUGCACAACGGAGGCUACGGUAAUGCCGGUGGUUUCGGUUAUGGGGCCGUUCCAUCCAUAUUGGGUGGCGUCAAUGGCAUAUUGGGUACGGGGUUGUUGGGCACGACAGGGUUAUUGGGCACGGGACUGUCUGGACUGUUUGGUCCUGGAGUUGCAGGCUUAGGGGCGGCUGCACCAGCGGCUGCGGCGUCAGGAACAUUGGUUACUCGUGGCGCGAGCAGGAGUCGAGCAGUCGAUAGGAAAAAUAAAACGUGGAUUUCUGAAGACGAAACGCAAGUUAAACCUACAGAUGAAGUAUUAGACGAGUCGACUGGACGAAAUAUGAAGGCAACCAGAUUGCUGAGUAAAUGCAAUUUUUACUUUUGUUUAUUUGGCAAAACGAAAUUUGAUCAUAUGUUAGUGUUACGAGAACGUAAAUAAUAAUAAUACACAUAUAAAUAGGUAUAUAAUAUGUAUAGACAUAUAGACAUAUAGGACGUGCCACGCACUCACGCCGUGUUGGUCAUACAUACCUACAACCUACAUAAACACACAAUAUUAUUAUAUAUAUUUUGUAUAUCUGUGCUGUCAACACUUAAAAACUUACACAAUUAUUUGAACAUACUUUUUUUAAUACAAAAUUUAAUUUGACUUUUGAAGUACUUGCAUAAGUUAGCUCUUAAAAUCGAUUGUGUCAUAUUUUUAAGAAAAUGACUACCUAUGAAAACAUUUUUACCAAAACUUUGUUUAAACUUAACUAUAAUAGUUUUAGCUCUAUAAUAUCUAUAAUAAAUUAUAAUUUUUCUAAAUCAAAAUGCAUUGAUAAGCAUAAGACAAUCCUAAAACUAAAUGACACAUGUAGAUAUUCUACACACAUCAUAUAAGUGUCAUACAAAAUAAAAACACUCAAGUAGGUACUCGGCGUAAUUAUUAUCUAUUGACGACAUUAAAUGUACCUAAAACAUUUAAAUAUAGAUGCUUAUAUAAUAUUAUGUUAUACGUUUAUAACGAUAGUAGCUGAAUAAUAUAAACUAUAUAUUAUAAUCAAUA
Messenger RNA from Aphis gossypii (cotton aphid), 1806 nucleotides. RefSeq names its product keratin, type II cytoskeletal 2 epidermal-like. NCBI's taxonomy places the organism in Eukaryota, Metazoa, Arthropoda, Insecta, Hemiptera, Aphididae. The coding region runs from base 514 to 1197 and encodes 227 amino acids. The record is from RefSeq and is a predicted model, not a curated record. The transcript has 3 exons.